AUGCACCUCUACAUCGAAAUCCAAGCCACAAUCCCCUCCCGCGCCAUAACCUUCUACACCACAAUCUUCCCCUCCUGGUCCUUCCAAAAAGACGACUCCCUCCCCAUAGAAUACUACCGCGGCACCCUCUCCCAAUUCUCAUCUUCCUCAUCACCACCAGCAACAGCAAUCAACAUCCUAAAACGUCCAGUACCACAAACCCCAGAUCCAAUGCAAGGCACAAACGCAUUCGUAUGUUCCUUCCCAGUUGAAGACGAAACCGCCUUCGAUAUCUUGCAAGGCAAAGUAUUGGAACUCGGAGGAAAGAUUGCUAUGGAGAAGUUCCCUGUGCCUGGGAGGGGGUGGCAUGGGUAUUUUUUGGAUACGGAGGGGAAUACUUUUGGGGUUUUUACUACGACUUAUAGGGAAUGA
Molecule: messenger RNA, 411 nt
Organism: Orbilia oligospora ATCC 24927
Lineage: Eukaryota; Fungi; Ascomycota; Orbiliomycetes; Orbiliales; Orbiliaceae
Exons: 1
Coding region: 1-411 (136 amino acids)
Source: RefSeq, a predicted model, not a curated record